Molecule: messenger RNA, 4096 nt
Organism: Bacillus rossius redtenbacheri
Lineage: Eukaryota; Metazoa; Arthropoda; Insecta; Phasmatodea; Bacillidae
Product: zinc finger protein 845-like
Exons: 6
Coding region: 777-4034 (1085 amino acids)
Biological process (GO): regulation of transcription by RNA polymerase II
Cellular component (GO): nucleus
Molecular function (GO): DNA-binding transcription activator activity, RNA polymerase II-specific; RNA polymerase II cis-regulatory region sequence-specific DNA binding
Source: RefSeq, a predicted model, not a curated record
CUCUGGUACGGAAAUGAAGAAUUUUAGAGUUGUACGAUCCUGCGUUUACAAACCCUAUUUUAAUAUAAACUUACAAAAAUAGCCUCUGUCAAAAAAUCUUAAAUUUGAUCACAGGUUAGUGUUUUAUACCAUUUGCAGUAAUCGAUUCGACAUUCAAAUAAUUUGUCAAUUUAAGUUGUUACAAUGAAAACAAAUUUACAAACACCUUUGACGUGUUGUGCUUUCAGAAUUCCAUUGCAGUAAUGCCAAACUAAGAAUCGUAAAGAAAUGUUUUAGUAUUUGUAAAUAAUAAAUAUGAAUAAAAUGUGUAACCUACAGGUACAUACUGAGCUGUAUCAUAAGUGACAGAUGGGGUUGGGUACAUUGGUAGGCUAACCCUACUAAAGACUUAUACCAACAACUAAUCCCAUUGUCCUAUCUAAAAGUUCUUUCUGAAUUGGUACAUAAUGUCUGCAUCUGGCUGUGGAAGGAAUAAGGUUAACACAAAUUAUUAUUGGUAAUAAAAACAUUUUUAAAUAUUUUUGUCAAGCCUGCUUAAAAUAAAUUGACUCAGGUUUUCAAGUUGGGAAAAAUUGUUUGUUGCCUAAUUUAUAAUUUGUAUUGCAAAAUAGGAUAAUAAAAUAGUCACAUCACUCAGAAACUUAAAAAAUUGUAGUAUAAGCAAGGUCAAUACUAUUAAUUACAAAAUAUAUAAGCAAAUUUCAGGCUGGGUUUAUAAAUUAUGCAAGGGACGCACCAAUGCAACACCACAAGUAAAUUAUGGUCGUUUAUGAAGCAUGGAUGCCCCAACACAUCACCAGUCCUACAACUGGAAAUUUGUGACCCCCCAGUGGCAGCCGAGGAUGGAGGGGGCCUGCUGCUUCGUGUGUGGCGAGACCGUGAAAGGCCGCGGAGUGCCCCUGCUGGCAGGCCUCACACUCCGUUCUCACACGCCCCUGCCCUCCAAGAUCGGCCAGCUACUGGGGGAGGGGUUCGUGGUGGUGGUGCAGACAAGGGAUGUUGUCUGCCGACGGUGCCAGGUGCUAAUCGACCGCCUGGACGAGCUGGAGGGGGAGGUGCUAUUCGUCCAGGGCCAGCUUGCCGCCUUCCUGCAUGCCAAGUACCAGCUUGACGACCCAGCGGAUAUUGAUUCAGAAGACAAUGGUUCCAAGUGUUAUGAUGAUUUAGUAGAAAAUGCCCCAGGAAGGAAAGAAGGUCAAUCACUGCCAUUAUUGUCUGGAAUUGAAAAUGAUGGGAAAACUGAACUGCAAGAAAGUAACAAUCAGUCACUGCCAUCGUCUGAAAUUGAAAAAGUUGAGGAGAACGCACUGCAAGAAAGUGUUGUUUCUUCAGAAGUGGGUCUCUGUGAUGAGGACGGCCAUCAUCGAGACAAGGUGAAUGUGGAGAUAAUAAUGGAGAAUAGCAAACUCUGCGCAUCAGCGAGCGGCCAGUUUUCCUGCUCCAUCUGCGGCCAGAGCUUUAGCAGCAACAAGGGCAUCCAGAGACACGUGAUGCAGCAGCACCUGUCCACGUGGGUGUGCCAUUUCUGCAACGUGGAGUUCCGUGAUGAGCACGAGUAUACGUCCCACCUGGGCACGCACCUCACCGGCCCCUCCUCCAGGCUCCUGCAGGCCAAGAACAGUGACGCAGAGGCCCGGCAGCAUCACAGGUGCACCAUCUGCGAGUACCGCACCGCCGACAAGCAAAGCUACGACCAACACGUCCGCAGCCACGUGGUUCUCAAGCUGUUCAAGUGCGAGGCGUGCGGCAGGCGGUUCGCGAACCACGAGCUGCUGAUGAAACACUUGAAAACAUGCUCUCAGUCGGUGUCUUCCAGAUGUUCCUACGGCGAGGUGGAGUUUGAAAGCGUAAGUGAUAUGGCUGAUCACAUGAUGAGGCAUGAUACUUUUGAAGUGAACUGUGGUUCUGAUCAGGACGUGUUAGUUGGUGAGGGCAUGCAGAACUGUUUCAGCAAUGAACUAGGUUUAGCAGAUUGUGUAAAAACUGCAUCAGUUGAAGACCUACAGAAUAGUGAGUUAGUUCAGCCUUCUGAAUCAGAAGGAGAUGCUUUCCAGUGUAACAUUUGUUUUGAGACUUUUGUAAGCAAAAUUCAAUAUGAUGAUCAUCUAAAAACACACUCUAGCACUGGUAGUAGUAGCACCGAUGAUGAAUAUAAAAAUAAAGCAGGGAGAUCGUUGGGAGAAGUUCUAAAAGAAGUAAAUUCAGAUAGCAAACAAACCAAUGUAGUGCCUCAACAUAGUAGUUUAGAAAUCUCUAUGUUUAGUUGUUCUUGUGGUACCCAUUUUAAUGAUAAAAGUCAAUACGAAAAACAUAAAAGUGAUGAAAAACAUUUUGAAAAUAAUGAAAUUUUCAAAGAUGCACAAUGUGUAAUUGACAAUUCUUCUAUCCAAAUGUCAUCAGUGCUGAACAAUGAUUCAGUACAGGUUUAUGAAAGUCACAUAAUGCAAAAAUAUGAAAAUCUUAAUGUUGGAAAUGCCUCCAUAGAUGAAAAUGGUUUUAUAAAUAUAAUUUCAUGUGAAGAUGAUGAUACAUCUGAGGCUUUGAAUGGAAUACAGUACGUUUAUGAUAUGGGCACUGGUGAAAAUAUCACUCUCAUGGAAUCUGAAGAACCCUAUGAAAAUCAGUGUGCUAAAUAUGAUCUUCAAGAAAUUAAGACAAUAGAAGAUAAUGCAGCAUUAUUGAGGGAAGUACAAAAAAAGGCUUAUUUGUGUGCAGAGUGUGGUUUUCAAUCACCUGACUUGGAAGAUAUCAAAACACAUUUAAGGAAGCACAAAGAUAGAACAAUCUCAUCUCUUUCCAAAGAAAAAUAUUCACGUAAAAGACAGUUAUUGCUUUAUUGUAAAAAAAAUAAAAUAACAGGAAAGUUGACAUGCUUGCAUUGUUUUCAUAAAUUUGAUGAUACACUUACAUUACAUCAACACACACUUGCAAGUCAUCCCACCAAGCAGUAUCAUUGCAUAGCUUGCAACGAAAGGUUUCUAUCAAGGAAGGAAUUGAAGUUGCACGAAGAUACUCAUUACGACAACGUUAUGUACCGAUGUGACUGCUGCAGCCAGGAGUUCUCGAAAGAAAGGCAGCUAAAGCACCACAAGGACAUGGUGCACAGAGACCCGCACUGCCGCUUCUGCGGCAAGGAGAUUCUCAAAGCUCAAACACUGAAGAACCACGAGCUGCGACACACCAGGCAAACGAGUAACUUCGAGUGUGACAUAUGCAAGCGUGUGUUUAAGACGAAAACGGGCCUGAGGCACCACGUCGCCAGUCAUACGGGGGAGUAUAAGUUCUGCUGCGACUACUGCGGGCGCGGGUUCAUGUCCCGGAUGAUGAUGGAGGAGCACCGCAGCAUGCACACCAAGGAGGAGCGGUACGUCUGCGACGUGUGCGGGCGCAAGUUUAGCUUCCAGAGCACGUACUGGAUCCACAGGAAGUGGCACGACACCCCGUACCCCUACAAGUGCAACUUCUGCGGCAGGAUGUUCCGCCACUCAUCCCUGCUGGCCGUGCACAAGCGCAAGCACACGGGAGAGCGACCGUACAAGUGCCCGCACUGCUCUUUGACCUUUCCUGUCGGAGGCACCCUGAAGCGACAUGUGAUACUGCACACGGGCGUCUACCCCUUCAACUGCGACAAGUGCAAGCGGGGUUUCACCACCAAGCACAAGUACGCCUCUCACCUCGCCAAGGUCCACUCCGACUACAACCUGCUCGGUCACAAGCCCCUACAGAAUGACUUCAAGAUGGUGGUGCGGGAGGAACCGACGGGAGUCCAGGAGAACAAAGUGGUGUGGCGUGUCGGGUCGGACGAGACGAAGCAGGGCAUUCUCGAACUACCACAGAGUGAGACAUCCAACACUUCCACCAAAGAUGUACUACCACAUGAUGUGCAGGACAAUGUAAACAUGAGCAACAUUGUUCCUACAAGAGUUGUUAAAAUUGUGUUAGAGGAAGGUUCACAAGCCAUGGCCACUGUCACCCUAGCAGAGCGUGGCAACGUGAUGCCCGAUCUCUGGUAUCAACAGGAGAAUACUGUUUGACCAAUACAUUUUAUGUCUUUUCUGAAUUUGUUAUUGCCAAAUAAAUUUUGUAUUAAAUAGUA